Hevea brasiliensis (rubber tree) is the source of this 900-nucleotide messenger RNA. RefSeq names its product dolichol-phosphate mannose synthase subunit 3. Gene Ontology annotation, biological process: GPI anchor biosynthetic process. The coding region runs from base 213 to 524 and encodes 103 amino acids. The transcript has 4 exons. Lineage: Eukaryota; Viridiplantae; Streptophyta; Magnoliopsida; Malpighiales; Euphorbiaceae. Gene Ontology annotation, cellular component: dolichol-phosphate-mannose synthase complex; endoplasmic reticulum membrane. The record is from RefSeq and is a predicted model, not a curated record.
GUUUUUCAAUUCUUUCGUCAAAAACGUGCGAAUCGCGCACAGCUGUAUCAAAUAGAUCGUAGAAGCAAAACAACCGCCUUAGGAUCGAAUUCCAGCCCUAGAAGAUCAGAGAAGACCUAACAUUGCACCCCCUUCUCAACUUUAGUCCCUCUCAGAGCUGCAAGAAGUCAAGAUCCCGUUUGAUUCGCCAACUUACCUUUUACAAAUCUUGCAUGUGGACAGAGCUGUGUUUUUCAUAUCUUAUUACCUGCCCAAUGAAGCAUGUUGUCAAGAUUAUGGCCUUGCUAGUGGCCAUUUCUUCCAUUUGGGUUGGCCUCUUGCAGACCUCUAUUAUUCCUCAUAGCCAUACUUGGUUGCUACCCAUCUAUUUUGUUGUAUCGUUGGGUUGCUAUGGUUUAUUAAUGGUUGGAAUUGGUUUAAUGCGAUUUCCAACUUGCCCUCAAGAAGCACUACUAUUGCAGCAGGACAUCAUCGAGGCCAAAGAAUUUCUAAAGCAAAAAGGGAUUGAUGUUGGCUCGGAUUGAUGAAGGCACAUAAUUUCAGGUUUAGACAGUUAAUGGCAAAACAUCUGAAAGCUUUGAGCAAUCUAUCGGUGCAUCAGAAUGCCAACUUUUCCUGUCUAUUCAAAAUUUUUUCAAAGAGUUGCAAUAUUAAAGCUAAUUAAACUUGAGGUUCCACAACGGCUCCUGGACAUGUAUGAAAAGAUGGAUUUUAUUGUUUCCUCUUUUCUCUCGCUUUUUUCCUUUUUAACUAAUGGGAAUUGAGAGUUGUAGCUAUUACUCUUAUGUGAAGUUAUACGAAGAUGAACAUCAAAACAUGAUUGCCAUUCUUAAUUAACUUUUGUAACAUUUACAAUUCUUAGCGAACAUUCUUAUAAUAUUUGUUAAGUUCAAUCUUUUA